Drosophila serrata is the source of this 5204-nucleotide messenger RNA. RefSeq lists its product as uncharacterized. The record is from RefSeq and is a predicted model, not a curated record. Lineage: Eukaryota; Metazoa; Arthropoda; Insecta; Diptera; Drosophilidae.
AACAAUAACAACAACAGCAUUAACAGAAAGCGGCAGCAGCAGCAGCAGCAAUCAUAUUAAAACUACAAAUGCCUAAAAUAAUUCAAUUUUUUUGCAAUACACUGCAGACAUGCAGUCAGCGCUUGUAUGUCCCCUGAAAUCAAACUGUGAAAACAACUACCACAACAAACUAAAUAAUCAAUAAGAAAAGAAAAUCCAGAUAAAUCGAAAGGAAGCAAAAGGAGAUAAUCAACGAGACAGAGCGAGAGAGAGGAGUGGUGAGAGAGAGAGAGACCGUGAGAGAGAGAGAGAGAGAGAGUGAGAGGAAGCCAUGGCCAGCGAGGAUGUGCAGAUCACCAGCGUCAUCGAUGCCAAUGGCCAAACUUUGCCCGUUCAUGGCAUCGGCUUCGGCGGUCCACCUGCUCCGCCUGUCAAACAGGAGCGUCCCGAUGAAGGCGAAAUCCGCGAGUUGGCCGCCAAAAUGAAGGAACAACAAAAGCAACAGGCCGCCCAGCAGGCAUCCCGUCAAGCGGCAAUGCAGCAGCACUCGAAUGGUGGCAAUGCUGGCCAAAUGCAACCGCCAAUUACCAAUGGUAACGGUCAGACGAAUAUCAUGAGCUACCUGUCGCGCCAUCAGAAGCUACCCAAUGGCACCAUGCAAGUGGUACCGGCCUUAACCGGCAACGUAAAUGGCGUCCGUCCCAAUGGCGCCACUGCAGAUGCCGCUAAGGCAGCCGCCGCAGCGGAAACAAAAUCCGGACCCUGCGACGAAGAAUCCAUUAUGGGACACUUUGGCUGGGCCCAAUUUGGUAAAGUCUCCAUACCGUAUAUUUACCGGCAAUCGGAGAAAUACUGCUCGGUGCGCAUGAUUGAACUGAAGCUGCUGGGCAAAUACCUCAACUGCCUGCAUCCGGAUAUCUACUCCAGCUGCACAUGCGUCCGUAGCUACUAUAUAACGGAUGCCGAAGCCCGUCUCUUUAUUGAGAUCAAUCACAAGCAUUGUGAUGGUGAAUUUGGACGUGAUAUUUUCACCCAAAAGGAUCUGGUUGUGCGUUUAAGCGAUGCCAGUAAAUUCUAUCAAUUUCUGGAUAUUUGCUAUCGCAAAUUGGUCUCCGGCAGCAAGACACCAUCGGAGAAAUGUGGCUUCAUACGGAUCAAUAAGGAAUCUGUUGUCCCGUAUACAGUACGGAAUAGCCAGCAAGUUGUACCGCUCUUCUAUUUUGAAGGCGAAACGGAGAAUUUGAAGACAAAGGCUGAACUCCUUAAUGGCUGGGAUUUGGCCUAUUUGAAGUUCUGCUGCAAGGUCCAGGGCAUUCGUAAUGAGCUCUUCUCCAGCGAGAAUGUGGCCGUCAUUUCGCUGACUGACAUCAAGAGUUACUUCCCCAAUGGGACCGAAUUUGAGGAUUACUGGCCCAGCAAGGUGGUCGAUUCGAAUCUCCUGAUUGGCAAUCGUGCUAAUGUCAAUAAUUCGGUCAAUUGGACACGCCAGCCCUCGGCACCACCGCCAAAGAUAACAACAAGCUCAAGCUCCGGUUCGGGAUCGGGCUCGGGAGGCGGCAACAAUGCCAGUGGACUGAGCAAUUCCUCAUCCUCUGGCGGCGGUCAGGUGCAGUCCAAGUCGCAGCAACAGCAGCAGCAUGCCUCAGCAGUGACAGCAGCUGCGGCAGCCCAACAGCAGCAUCUGAUGAAGCAACGCGCAGCCGCAGCGGCCGCUGCGGCCAAUGCCAACGGUGGAGGUGGCGGCGGGGGCGGUGUACCCAAUGCUGCCAAUAGCUUUGGGGCAUCCCAGGCCGCAGCAGCAGCGGCAGCGGCCUUCAACUCACAGGCAGCGGUAGCGGCAGCCGCAUCGGCGGCAAUGCUCUCCCAAUCGCAGAGCAAUAACCGUAUGCUAUCGCAGGCCACCGUUCAGGCGCUGGCCAGCAGCGGUUGGAUGUCCGGACAGAGUAACCUGCAGCUUCAUGCCCAGAUGAUGCAGACACAUGCAAAUGCUAAUCGCGUGGGCAGCUAUCGUGAGCACAUGAAUAACCUAAUGAUGAGCGGCAGCAGCCGUCAACCGUAUUCCUACAAUAAUCCUGCGAUCUCCAUGUCCUCGGUGAACAGUCACAGCGGUGGUGGUGGUAAUGCUCCACCGCCACUCGUCCGUUCGGCAGCGGGACAGAAUGCUAACCAUUUGUCAAAUGUCGAGCUGGUUCAACAACAACAACAACAGACUCAACACCAACAACAACAACCGCAACAACAACGACACCAGAACAGCACUUACAACAAUCAACAACAACUCCAACACUCUUCUUCACACAACAACAACAACAGUAGUAACAACAACCAUCACCAACAUCACCAACACCAUCACCAACAUCAUCACCAUCAUCAUGCCUUAGCCAAAAGCAACCACAUGAACGGUGGUGUUGGCAACUCCUCCUCAUCAAACUCUCCUGCUGCAAAUUCAUCAACAGCCGCUGCUGCAGCGGUUGCCGUAGCCGCUGGCUAUGUUCAGGCUCUGCUUGGAGGCGGCAAUGCAGGCAGUGGAACAGGAACUGGUGCUGGCGGAACAGGAGCCGGUGGAACAGGAACAGCCGGAACAGGUGCUUCCUUCAACUACAACCUGCCAUCGACACGUGCGGAUUACACCAAUCUAGCGUUGUGGAAUCAACUGACACCCGCCCAGCGUUUGCUAUUCAGUCAGCAGUUAAAGGGAGGAGGAGGAGGUGGUGGCAAUACACCAGGCCUAGGAGGAGGUGGAGGAGGAGCUGGAGGAGGCGGAGGCAGCAAUAAGAACUUUCCCGCAUUACCCUCACUACCCCUAGACACGGAUUUAAUCACUAUGCUGGAUUACAAUAAUCCAAAUAAAGUGAACAAGUCAAAGGGAAUGAGUAAUAAUAAUAACAACAAUAAUGUGGUUACAUUUACGAAACCCAUUGUGCCGCCCCUGAUCUCCGAUGGCGGUGGUUCUGCUGAGAUAAGUCUGACCAAGAGCGGCAGCCGAAGUAGUAGCAGUAGCAGCAGUCGAGGUGAAGCUCCUCCUGCAGUGGCCAGUGGCACCACCAUACCCUUGAACUCCACGCAGGCCCUGGAGGAUUUUGCCAAAAAGUGCACUGUGAUGACGGAUGAGAUGCGUGCGGUUAUCCAAAAGGUGCUGGCCAAUCCGGAUCUCUCGACAUUUAUACAAACAAAUAAUAGCAGCGGAGGCGGAGGAGCAGGUGCUGGAGGUGGUGGUCACAUGCUACCAUCGUAUAUAUCACCGCCAAUGUCACCGGCAAUGGGUGGAGCCGGACUAAGUAAUGUGGCCACUCUAACCUUAGCCUCCAAUCCGAAUGUGACAAUAACGCCACAAUUGCCACCAGGACAUUUUCUCCACUCGCCCUCGAGUUCAUGUUCCAGCUCCAGUGCAUCCAAUACGGCAGCGAGUCCAUUGAGUAGCGGCGGUAAUGGUGGAAGCGCCAAUCUAGGUUUAGGUUUAGGAUUAGGUAUAGGAAUAGGUAGUAACAUUAGCGGAGGAGGUGCAACAGCUGCCGGGAGCAACAGUAACAACAGUAGCAGCAGCGGCGGUGGUCGCCAAAAGAGUGUGAUUUGUUCCACCAAAAGCAAUAGCCUGCCCAUGGCCAUACUCUCGCUGGCCGGGAAUAAUCAUGGGAAUGGGAAUGGGAAUGGUAAUAAUCAUAAUCCUGCGGGAAUGGGGCGUCGCAACAACAACAACAGCCACAACAACAAUUAUGGUCGUCAGUCACACAGCCACAGCAAUAGUACUAAUAGUAAUAGCCAUAACACACAAUCCACAAUCAGCACACAACAAUCCACAGUUACACCCACUGACGUUAUCGAUCUGUCCUCCUCUCGAAGGUCACUGGCAGCCUCGGCAGCCUACCUGCAACAGCACUCAUCCGCCGUGGUGGCCCAGCAGCAGCAACAAGCAGCAGCGGCCGUGGCACAGCAACAGCGUAUUGCCGCCGCAGUGGCACAUCAUGCCCAGCAUGUCCAGCAAAAUGGACGCAGUUCCGGUAACUCCAAUUCAAAUUCCAGUGGAGCCAAUGGUAAUAAUUCAUCAAGUGGUAAUAAUAAUGCUGGUAGCGGUAAUUCCUCAUCCACUGGUAAUGGUUCCACUGGUAACUCAUCCAAUUCGGGCUCAGGUGGCUCCUCGAACAGUGCCUCGAUGCAUCUGCAAAGGCAUGCGGCACUGGCGGCAGCCGCUGCGGCGGAUAGUGCCCAAAGGUUGUGCAUAAUCCCAGAGAUACCCACGAACAACAUGAACCUAACACCGUACAAGGUGCAAAAGGUGUGCGUGGAUAAGCAUCUGGUGCCGUGCAUUAAUAUGAAGGCCUACAAUGAUUCCGAGCAGCUGAUGACCCUCAUUGAGUUCCAGAAGAACUUCUUUCCAUCGGUGCCGUUGGAUCACUGCAAGCGAUUGAUCGAGGCGCUGGGCGUGGAGCUCUACAAGGCGAAUCGGCGACAGGUGCAAAUCCUAAUGGAGUUUGAUCGGAAUUACAAUGAGAAUAUGCCGCUGGUGCAGGUGCGCGAUAUAAUCAAAUAUAUGACACAGCUGACAUUUAUGACGCGCCAAUCGGAGCAGCCGCCGGCCAAGAGGACGCGCACAAGCUAGGAAUUAAGCUGGGGAGCACAACAUUUGCCACAACAAUUAACAACAAUAAACGUAAAAUCAGCAGCAGCAGCAGCAGCAGCAGCAACACCAGCAGGAGCAACUACAGUCCAUACCAGAUCAUCAGGAUCAUUAGGAUCAGCUGGGACGGCUCCUGGUUCGCAGCGAAGACGAGCCUUGACGCCGCCAGCAAACCUUAGCGUUGAUAUACUAAGCAGACGCAGAGGGGGAGCCUUGGCCCCGCCACCGGCACCACAACAGGAUCUGGAACAGCAGAAGCAAAAGCAAAAGUCCUCACUACAUCCUUCUACACACAUAAGCAACACAUACGAAAUGUUGUACUCCCACAACCAACAACCAGCACAGCCACAGUCACAGCCACUGCACCAAGCAACAACACCAGCACACCUGCAGCAUGAGCAGCAGCGUUUGCUAAAGAAGCGCCAACAUGCAGAGCCAACGAUUACCAAGAAUGCCAAGUCGGCAGCCCAAAAGAUGGCCGAGGCCGAGCAUGCCUAUUUGUCCAAUUUGUAUGGCAAGGCGGCGGCCAGUAUGUUGAGUCCACCGCUGCCCGAUUGGGAGCAUCAGCAGCAGCUAAUGCGUCAGCAACAACAGCAGCAGCAACGGCAGC